Molecule: messenger RNA, 1968 nt
Organism: Carassius auratus (goldfish)
Lineage: Eukaryota; Metazoa; Chordata; Actinopteri; Cypriniformes; Cyprinidae
Exons: 6
Coding region: 762-1715 (317 amino acids)
Source: RefSeq, a predicted model, not a curated record
AAAUGUAUUACAUUGAUUUUCCUGAAAAAAAAAAGAGGGAAGUUACAUUUCAAUCCUUUGGUCACUUUUGAACACGAAGGAGCCAAGUGUGACUCCUAAACGAAGAUGCCUAGAAAGUAAAUGAUGUAUUUAUACACACAUCAAGGGAAUUUAUUUGCUUUAGUUUUUCGAGUUGUGUCACAAUAAAGACUAUAGAAUAUGUCUCAAAAGGACUUUGGUCUCAAAGAGGGGUGUAUAUUUUGAAUAUUUAAAAUAUUAACUUUUCUUUUUUUCCUUUUUAGGUCUGAGGACAAUACGGUCUCAUUGAACAUGAAUAUUUUUUAAUCCAUUAACUAACAUGAACUUACAAUGAACAAUAUAUUUUUACAGCAUACAUUAACUUUUAUUAAUGCUAGUUCAUGUUCAAUGAAAAUGCAUCAAUAAAAAUGUCCAUGUUCAUUUUAGUUUACAGUAAACUAUCAGUAAACUAAAAAAACUUAUUAGUAAAUGCAUAGAUUGACUGAAAAUGUUGAAUUAAAAAUUUGAAAACUUUGGUGUAAAUAUCUUUUUUACUCAUAAAUUGCUAGUAAAAUGUGCUCCAGUCUUUAUUUUUUACAUUUUUUCAUUAACAAAUUUGAAAGAUUUUCACAGUAUAAGAAUUAUUUGUGGAUCACAUUGAAUGUAGUUAACAAAUGAAACCGUAUUGUACAGAGUUACCUCUAAUUGUUGGUUGAUUAUGUUUUUCUGUUGUAGUUUCACAGACUUACACUCUGUAGAAAACCAUGGCCCACAGCAAUGAUUCACCAUGGACUUUAGAGUUCCCUCAGGAUCUUCUCCAGUCUGCGGAGCGAACGCUUCUUCUCUAUCAUCUGUGUUUCCUGCGUCUGGGUAAAUUCCCAAAGCUGGAGAGUCUGAUCAGAGGACAAGCUGUUGAAACACACCGGCUGCUCAGAUGCUCUGAGGCUGUUAUUAUAAAGUGUGUCGGCACGAGUUCCAACCUGGACUCCUCUCUGUUUCCAAUACUGAAGAAAGUCGUUGAAAAGAACAAACACCUUUUGGUUUUGUCAUACAUGGGGAAAAUCAGAACAUGGAUUGAUGACAUCAUUAAACCUGUGGAUUCCGUGGUGAAGAGGUAUGAACAACACAUCCAAAGUGUGGCAAUGUGUGCCAUUGAUGUGAUUCAAGUACAGAAAAUAAAAGAAGAAAAACUAGGUACUUUAAAGAUAAAGAGUUUGGAGGAAGAAAUAGCCCAGCUUGAAGAGAGGAUGAGAACACAUAAAAAUAAUUGGAUGACCGAAAUCCAACUGACUGAACUUCAGAAGGAGUUGGGCCGUUACAGAAUGAAGCAGGGAGUGAUUUUCUACCUGAAGGAGGUUCAGAAGUUCCUUUCUCAAAUCAAGCAGAUUCUGGUUCAGCUUCAGAAGUUCUGGGAGAGAGUGCUAUCUCUGCUGGACACACUGAAAGACAAGACCCUUGUUGUGGACAAUCUCACUGAAGACCUGGAUGACCUGAAGGAGGAGUUUCUGACCUCCAUUGAAGCAGCAAGAGAGGACUGGAACAACUUUGGUGGAUCCUGUCGAAGUGCACAAGGUGUUUUCAGCAUUCAGUCUGAAGAUACGUAUAAGUUUCUGGAGAUCAAUACGUCUUCACUCUCAGAGGAUGAACGGAGGAUGCUGUACGAGUCUGUCAUGGAGAAGCUGAAUCAGAUCAGCCCGCAGAAUUCAUCCACAGAGUGAAACACAGAGAUCUGACGCUUCCUCUCACACAUGGAAAUUAUUCUUAUAAUGCAUGCACAUAUUAAUGCACACAGCUUCUCUUGUCAUUUUUGUAAUGCAUCUCUCUUAUCCAAGUUCAUUUACAAUACUAUUUUUUCUAUUUCUGAAUUGUGCUGUAUCUCUUGUUAGAUUGCUUUGCAUUUCAUUAUGGUGUAUCAUAUAAUCAUGUAAUCUGGUCACAUGACUAAUGUCACACAAUAAAAAUAUAUUACUG